Cladophialophora carrionii CBS 160.54 is the source of this 1089-nucleotide messenger RNA. RefSeq lists its product as uncharacterized. Gene Ontology annotation, molecular function: protein binding. The transcript has 2 exons. The coding region runs from base 1 to 1089 and encodes 362 amino acids. Lineage: Eukaryota; Fungi; Ascomycota; Eurotiomycetes; Chaetothyriales; Herpotrichiellaceae. The record is from RefSeq and is a predicted model, not a curated record.
AUGACAUUUAGCUCUUCAACUCCAGCCUUAGACACGGUCACCGACCUCGACCCCAACGGAGACCUUCUUCUCAAAAUCGGGAAGAAGGAGGCUCCGGAGAAGACUAGGCAGCUGCGGAUAUCUACCUCGAUCAUGACGCUCGUGUCCCCAUUUUUCAAAGCCAUGCUGAGAGGCGGCUUCCAGGAAGGUCAGUUGUCGCUAAGCGAGACGAAUCCACCAAGUUUGGAGCUCGACGUGGACGAUGUUGAGGCAAUGACAACACUCUGCCGGAUCGUCCAUCACGAUAAAGCCGCCCAAGUACCUGUACAUCUUGAACACAUUGUCAGGGUGGCGACUCUCAGCGACAUGUACGGCUGCCAAACCGCCACUGCGAGUUGGUUCCAUUCUCAAUUGCUUCUGAGGCCGCCACCGACCGUCCCAACAUUCGGAGGGGACAUUGCCCGCGUCAUUCGAGCAGCCUAUCUCUUUGACGUCCCUGGGGUGUUCUAUGAGUUCACAAAGGCAGCAUUACAGUACCUGUCACUGGCAAAGUCUGGAGAAGCCUUCGUGGAAGGACUGGGUGACGCGUUGCCAGAGGGCUUCGUCGACGCAAUCAAGGCAGCACAGACGGCGCGCCUGCAGGUGGUCCGGCGCGAAUGCACGGAUCUGGUGUGCAAGUUUCUUCCUCCGCCAUCUUAUGGCCCCAGCAUGACGCUUCCCGACGGCACUACAGUGAAUGUCCCAUAUGUCUGUAAGCUCCAGUCAUAUCGACAAGUCAAGUACAUAGGCGCCGUGCAUGUCAGUGGACUCUGGAAUCAGUCUGGGAACGGUGGGCAGUCCCUUGAUGGUAUACCUGUCAAGGCGGCCAUCGAGCUGCUUCUUCAGACUGCCAAGAUGGUCAAGGAUGAUGAGUGGAGCUGUGGAGACUCGUACUCUAGGGAGCUGCUGGAAAAGACUCACGGAUUUUGCUUGCCUUGCGUCAGGGCUGAAGGACAGAAUUUCGCUCGAGUCGCUGGCGUCAAAUGUGGUGUCCACGAGUUACAUCUCGACACUGCUCUUUCUGCCAUCACGGGGACCAUGGAACAAAAACCGAGGCAACUACAAUCUUAA